Messenger RNA from Aricia agestis (brown argus), 2535 nucleotides. RefSeq names its product blood vessel epicardial substance-like. Bases 316 to 1386 code for a protein of 356 amino acids. Gene Ontology annotation, molecular function: cAMP binding. The record is from RefSeq and is a predicted model, not a curated record. The transcript is spliced from 6 exons. Gene Ontology annotation, cellular component: sarcolemma. Lineage: Eukaryota; Metazoa; Arthropoda; Insecta; Lepidoptera; Lycaenidae.
GAUUGUUUGCUGCACUGUUUUUAAUGAUUUAUUUUUCAGUAUUUUUAAAUUCAACGAUUGAUCGAGUUUAAAAUUUACGAAUAAUUUUGCGAUAAUUCCUUUAAUGCUUUUUAACUUAACGGCAAACGAAAUAAAAUAAUCGCGACUGAAAUCACAGUGGUGCAGGUAAACAGACAUUGCAAAAAGUGAAAAACCAAAGUUAAAUUAAAUUUUGAAACAGCGAGAAGCGAGUGAAAGAAAAUAAUAGCGCGCCAAUGCAAAACGUCCUCGGGAAAACAUCGAUGCGCAAACUGGAAAAGAAUUGUAGGUGGGACUAUGUUGUUUCUAAGUGCCUUAGCGAUCGGGAUGAUCGGCUUGCAGAACGUGACUCCGGAGACGACCGAGAGUGACGUCGGGACGACGGACAUGGGGCUGCCGGAGACGCCGACGGUCCGGCCGUCGGUGGCGGACUUCGUGAACGUGACGGUGCAGGAGCGGCCGUCGAUGUGGGACCUGUACCUCAACCACUGCCCCAAGUGGCGCCCUGUGAACCACGUGUUCUUCCAGGCGGCCAAUGUUUUCUUCCUGCUGUCGUUCCUAGCCCCGCACACCCCGAGUGGCUUAAUCUGGCUCCGAGUAGCCCUGAUCCUCGGCUGCACCUUCUCCGGACUCUGGGCGUGGAGCAUCGAGUGUUACCUGGACGCUGUCGUGUGGAAUAGUGCAUUUAUAGUGAUAAACUUUAUAUACUUUGCUGCUCAGUUCUAUUUGCUAAGACCUAUCAAGUUUCACAAGGAAAUUGAGGAGGUAUACCUGGCGCUGUUCAAGCCGCUCCGCGUCUCCCGGCGGCAAUUCCGACGAGUGUUGAUGUGCAUGCGCAACGUGAGACACCUCAAGUGCCAAGAGCUGUACGCGCACGAGAAAGUCACGAAGGUGGACAGUCUGUCGCUGGUGCUGUCUGGAAAACUGGUGGUGUCGCAGAACCAGCGCGCGCUUCACAUAGUGUUCCCUCACCACUUCCUAGACUCACCAGAGUGGUUUGGUGUGUCUACUGACGAAUUCUUCCAGGUGUCAAUAAUGGCGAUGGAGGAGUCCCGGGUGCUGGUGUGGCACCGGGACAAGCUGAAGCUGUCCAUCAUGUCGGACGCCUUCCUCCAGGCGGUGUUUGACCACAUCCUGGGCAGAGACGUCGUGCAUAAGCUCAUGCAGGUGAGCGAAACGAUGUCGGUCAGCAACGGGCACCUGCCCAACAGCUACGAGGAGGGGGAGGACAAGCCGAUGCUAGUGGUCAAGAAGUCCGGAGACGGACCUGGCAUCACGGCUCUGCUCAAUCGGCAGUUGCAAGCAAACGACCCAAAUGCGUGGCGACUCGGGCGAAUCGACGAGGCUGAUCACGAGACACCAGUUUGAGGCAGGGCCCUGCACCUAGCGGUGAGGCCAAGGGGCCGCCGCUAGGGCCAACUCAGCCUGGGGCCGUAAAGGCCUACUCAGCCUGAGGCCGAAGCGGCCUGUUAACCUAAGGCCGUUGAGGCCCUGAUGGAUUGAAGACUGUGAGAAGUCGUGAACUGUGAUUAUCGUUCGCUGCCUAAGCUAAGCUAUAAAUAUGCUAGAAAUACCUUAUUAAUAUUAUAUUCGGUUGACAGCUAUACUAUAUUUUAGACUGUAUUAUUUUCAAUGACAAAGUUGUGUUGCGAAGUGGCUCGCUUGUUUUAAAAAAAAUUGUUUUCAUUAAGGCAUCUUGUUAUAAAUCUAGUAUAGCUUACCAGCAAAGACUUGCUCAUCGCAUGGUAUAGCUUAGCUUACGUUGUGGGACAGAAGCUUAAUAGUCAAAAACAAUAACAACAAAUAUGUAGCUAAUAGAAUAUAUUUUAAAUUGGAAGAGUCGACUUUAUAAGCACAUCGAGACGCAUUUAUGAAAACGAGUUGAUACUAUUGACAAUUGUCAGAAUAUUUUUAAAACUACCCGAGAUGGGGCAAAGCAAAAAGGACUUGAUAUAGAGUUAGAACAUUAUUUUGUAUAUAAUGUUUAUGUAGAUAGAAAUAAAGGUAUUGAAUAUUGUAUAUUUAUAACGUCAUGUGGCUAUGCCACGAAAACUAAAACUUUCAAAUCGAGUUGUUGACAAAUGACAAGUGUUUGCAAAGGGGAUGUCUAUAUUCCAAAUUGUAACGGGCAUAACGUUUCUAGUAAUAAAGUUAAUGCCUUAAUUAUACUAAUGUUUAAAACACUUAAAAUCCCAGUGUGGAAUAGCCUUAUUCUAGGCGUGUAAGGUAAAUGAUAUUAUGUAAUUAAAUUUAAACGAGAUUCGACAUAUGUAAAGAUAUGAGUAAUGUAAAUAAUAUCUAGAACUUAUGUGUACAAAAUUGGAUCGAUAUAAUUGUCUGAAAAAAAGAGGUAUGCUGAAAAAGUUUGUUCAAACUAAGUAUUAUCCAGACGCACAAAAUGAAACUAUCAUGUUCUCAUAUACCCAGUGGUCACAAAAUUUAAACAGCAAACAAUAUAGUAUUAACGUGUUAUAUUCAACCGACUUCCAAAAAGAGGAGGUUCUAUGUUCGACUACA